Messenger RNA from Papaver somniferum (opium poppy), 712 nucleotides. RefSeq lists its product as uncharacterized. The transcript is spliced from 3 exons. Bases 143 to 466 code for a protein of 107 amino acids. NCBI's taxonomy places the organism in Eukaryota, Viridiplantae, Streptophyta, Magnoliopsida, Ranunculales, Papaveraceae. The record is from RefSeq and is a predicted model, not a curated record.
AAUUUCUUCAUCAACUCAAUCAUCAUCAAACUUGAGAUUUUUCUGCUCCUCCAAAGAUACAAACAAAGAAGUUCCGAUUAUUUCUCCUGAUUUGAAAUUGCUUUUCCCCGGAAAAUAUUAUGCUAAUGAAGAGUUUGAUAAGAUGGUAGAAGAUUACAGGAACGGGAAUAAAAAAAUGCUUCGAAUACUUCUGGAAGCUAUUAUGGUUAGGAAAAUAUCAGGGAAGCAUGCUGAUGGUGCUGAUAAAGAGAUUUAUGAAGAAAUUAAAAAAGAGAUAAAAGACCGUGAAAAUUAUCUGAACGGGAAGGAAUUUUACUAUUGUCCCCUUCGUGAUCGUAUUAUUAUUGAGCAAGCACAGGAGAUUUCACAGGCCAAACAAUUGCAGAUUAAGGAGAAGUGGAAGGCGAUUCUUCAGCAAAUACGAUCAGUUGAACAAGUCAACCAGCCAGCUCAGCAGCUGGUAUAGUAGCAUUUUAGAGGAAUGUGGAAUCCUUUUAUCUGCUUUUGCUCAUUAGUCUUGGUACUUGGUGUCAGAAAAAACUGAAGCAGCACUACUGUUGUAAUUGCUAGGCUUGCUAUGUUUAUCUAAAUAAAAGUGGUAAAUCAGGAUUGGAUGGUCAUUCUGACUCUUGUGACCUCUAUUAUGCUUCCUGCUGAAGAUAUUUUAUGAAAAGAUUGUCUGCCUGGUCUAGCCUUUCUUCUUUUUUUUCUC